ACCCCUGUCCGGCUGCGCUGGGAUAGCGCGGGGCGGCGGGAGCUCCUUCGCUUCCCCAGUUUCCCCGAUUUUCACACGAUGGCAGCAGAGGCGAGGGAACGCGUUCUCAGCCGGCGUGAGCCGGGGCUGGGCUGGGGGUUCUGGCCCCGCAGCCCCAGCCUGCCCCGCGCCGGCCUCGGCACCCAGGAUCGGGCCCCGGCUCCUCCUCCCGUGACGGUCCCAAGGGUGACACUACCUGCCCAACCUGCGCUGCGACACCCGGUCCCACCCCUUGGGUUAACCCGCCGCGCCACGCCGCCAACCCCGCUGGCCUCGCCGUCGUCGCUCCCCCGCACCCCGCUCGCUCCCCCGCACCCCGCUCGCUCCCCACCGGAGAGGAAACUUUGUCCCCUCCGUCCGCUCCCUGGGUGCCCCUGGGCGCCCGUCCCGCCCUGCGCCGUCCGCUCGGUGGGAAGGAGGAAACCCGGCGGCGGCGGCGACAUGGGCAGCGCCGAGGAGGAUUAUAACUUUGUCUUCAAGGUCGUCCUGAUCGGGGAAUCCGGGGUGGGCAAAACCAACCUGCUCUCCCGCUUCACCCGCAACGAGUUCAACCACGACAGCCGCACCACCAUCGGCGUGGAGUUCUCCACCCGCACCAUCCUGGUGGGAGACGCCGUGGUGAAGGCUCAGAUCUGGGACACGGCCGGGCUGGAGCGGUACCGCGCCAUCACCUCCGCGUAUUACCGGGGAGCCGUGGGUGCCCUGGUCGUCUUUGACAUCACCAAGCACCAGACGUACGACGUGGUGGACCGCUGGCUGAAGGAGCUGUACGACCACGCCGAGGCCAGCAUCGUCGUCAUGCUGGUGGGGAACAAGACCGACCUCGCGCAGGCUCGGGAGGUGCCCAUGGAGGAGGCAAAAAUGUUUGCAGACAACAACGGGCUGCUGUUCGUCGAGACCUCGGCGCUGGAUUCCACCAACGUCGAGCAGGCGUUUGAGACCAUCCUGAAGGAGAUCUUCCACAAAGUGCAGAAGCAGAAGCAGAGGAGCAGCCAAAGCAACACGGUGUCCCUCGGCAGCGAGAGCCCGGGGAGCACGGCUCCGGCGCAGACGGAGAAGCGUCCGUGCUGCGUGGCCCUCUGAGCUGGCCGGGCACCCCGGGGACCCCCGGGGACCCCCGCAAACCCGGGACACGCCAGUGGUGCCGAGCUGGGUCUGCCUCUGCGCGGACUCGUCUGGCCACCGGCACGGGCUGGUGUCACCCAGCCUGCGGUGCCACCCCCGUCCUGGGGCAGCGGGGACCAGCAGCCCGGGCAGUGGCCAAAUUCUGCCAUAAACGGUGAGAAGCGCCAGUGCCGGGAGCUCUGCUCUGUCUGCUUCGUUUUUGCCGGGCCUUGAUCAGCAUCACCACCGUCCCGCACGGACCCCCCCAGCCCCUCCGGACCCCCGGUGCAGAGGACUGAGAUACCCCCCAGGCACUGCUGGGGAAGGAGCCAGGAGGUUCUGGCCACGAUGGUGCCAGCGAUGGUAGCCACUCCGAUUGUGUCUGGCCCUGGGGUUGCUCCCCUGCGGCCAGCCUGUGCCACGCGCUGGGGAUGUGGCGGUCCCCACAGGUCUCCGUCCCCACCGGGGACUGCUCUGGGGUCACCCCAAGCCCUAAGGAGCGAAGCGGCAGCGCUCAGCCCUCGGCGCAUCUCUGUCCCCAUCCCAGACACGGGACAAACGUGAUGGCGGGACCCAGCGAAGGUCGCUCCCGUCCGCGGGGUGGGAUGGGGCCGGUGCCCGGGGGCCCGGGAGCAGCUCCGUGCCCAGCGCAACCGGUGACGCAACCAUUAAAGGACUUGCGAAA
Messenger RNA from Chroicocephalus ridibundus (black-headed gull), 1828 nucleotides. RefSeq names its product ras-related protein Rab-25-like. Gene Ontology annotation, molecular function: GTP binding; GTPase activity. The transcript is spliced from 5 exons. Gene Ontology annotation, biological process: exocytosis. The coding region runs from base 79 to 1122 and encodes 347 amino acids. The record is from RefSeq and is a predicted model, not a curated record. NCBI's taxonomy places the organism in Eukaryota, Metazoa, Chordata, Aves, Charadriiformes, Laridae. Gene Ontology annotation, cellular component: Golgi apparatus; recycling endosome.